Aspergillus affinis is the source of this 1110-nucleotide messenger RNA. RefSeq names its product Peptidase aspartic. The record is from RefSeq and is a predicted model, not a curated record. The transcript has 3 exons. NCBI's taxonomy places the organism in Eukaryota, Fungi, Ascomycota, Eurotiomycetes, Eurotiales, Aspergillaceae. The coding region runs from base 1 to 1110 and encodes 369 amino acids.
AUGGGGGCUGCGGAUGCUGUGCCAGUCAAGGCCAAGGAAGAGCGCGCAAUGGAUACGAUAGACCUUGGCGGGGAGUCGGUGUAUAGUUAUCCUUUGCAGGUUGGAGUCUUGUCCCUUGGCUGCCCGGAGUUCAAUCAAACUUUCACCCGAGGCGAUGGUGUUAGUAUCAAUGCAACGUUCAUCAACAGUCAGAUUUUCACCGCCGAUAUGGCUUCCUCGUAUUCGUUCGGUCUUCUAGAGAAUGGUAAUUCUUCCUUACAUCAGGGGACUACGGUGGAGGCUAGUCCCGGGGAUCCAUAUAUCUAUCUCCCCAAGAGUUCCUGUGAUGCAAUUACUUCGGAGCUCCCAACUACAUACGACUCGGACCUUGUAUUAUACCUCUGGAACACCUUCGACCCUCGAUAUGCACAAAUAAUCAGCUCACCCUCUUAUCUGAGCUUCGAAUUCAACAAAGAUAGCCUGAACAGUGCCAACAUUACAAUCAAGGUCCCAUUUGCGUUGUUGAAUCUAACUCUCGAAGCACCUCUUGUUAAGAGCCCAAAGCUUUAUUUUCCCUGCAUGGGGACUGACAGUACACCGGCUCUGGGUCGCACUUUCCUUCAGGCUGCUUUUAUGGCCGCGAAUUGGAGUUGGGGUGGCCGCAUUGGGAAUUGGAUUCUCGCACAGGCACCGGGCCCGAAUUAUCUCACGACCAACAAAUUAACCAAUAUCAUGGAAAAGGACAUGACAAUUCCCGGGACAACAAAUAGCUGGGAAGAAACUUGGGCCAACUAUUGGACUCCGAUCCCCAUAACCUCGAGCUCUGCUACCCCUAUUCCAACGCCAUCUGUGGAAAGUGACGCGAGUAACGACAAUGGUACUUCCACCGGGGCUGUGGUCGGGAUUGCAGUUGGCUGUGCGGCAGUCGGCGUGUUCCUGGGUGUACUGGCAUGGUUGUUCAUCACGAGGCGCCAGCGGCGCAAUGCGAUGGAAGAGCUAAACCAAAUGGCAGAGCUGUACCCAGGGAUCCGUGCCAAAGAUGGAGGAGUGUACGAACUGAACGCACGCCGGGGACCCUACGAACUAGGAAUCCGCCAUCCUCCCUGCGAGCUAGCCGGGCCUGAUCAUUGA